ACGGGAGGGUUGCCCGUCGACUUGCCUGUUGAAAUCAGUAACAUAGCCUAUCUCGUUGACAUGUCUUCAGUUUUUCCGAUAUAUUUAUGAACGGCAGCACUUUUCACCCGGCUUUAAAGUUCAGCUAUUACAAGGUGAAACGUACAGUGUGAUUCAACUCCGUGUUUUCAUUAUGGCAGCGGGAUGCCUCAGUUGUAGUAGGCUACAUCCUUACACCCACCCCUCUCCUCAGAGUAUUUUUGUUUCUUAAAUUGGUUGUCGAAUUCUUUUCAUAGUGUUUAUUUUAAAACGGGCGAAUUUACUCCAAGGUUGUCAACGAAAGUUGUACGAAGACUGUAGAUUAUGAGUGGGAUUUAGGUGUGUGGACAGCGUCGAGUGCAGAAUUUUAAGCGAAGCCCUGGCGGCGCAACAGGACAGAGGCUCUGCAUGAUUCUUGGACUUAUAAAGGAACCCAGUAUUUUUGGUUGCUUUUGGUUUGACAAACACCGCCACCAUUCCGUGCUGCAAAGGUGACCCCAAAAUGUCUUCAAAUGGAGACUUGCAAGAUGUUGGGAGCUUUGAAAGCUUCUGGGAGCCUGGGAACUACAAGAGGACAGUGAAGCGCAUUGAUGAUGGCCAGAGACUAUGCAAUGAGCUCAUUAGCUGUUUCCAGGAGAGGGCCAAGAUUGAGAAAGGCUACUCGCAACAGCUAAGUGACUGGGCCAAGAAGUGGCGUGUUGUCAUAGAGAAAGGUCCUCAGUAUGGCACACUGGAGAAAGCAUGGCAUGCCUUUAUGAAUGCAGCCGACCAUCUGAGUGAGAUCCAUAUGGAGCUGCGAGAGCGCCUAGUGAUGGAGGACAGUGAGAAAGUCCGCAACUGGCAAAAAGAUGCCUUCCACAAGCAGAUGAUUGGUGGCCUCCGAGAGACAAAAGAAGCUGAUGAUGGCUUCCGCAAGGCCCAGAAGCCCUGGGUGCGCAAGCUAAAGGACGUGGAUUCCUCAAAGAAGAGCUAUCACCAAGCACGCAAGGAGGAGCGGACAGCCAUGACAAGGGAAACCCAUGCCAAAGCAGACCCCACAAAAUCACAGGAAGAGGUCCGCAAAUUUACAGAUCGUGUGGAGAAGUGCACUCAGGAAGUUGAGAAGGCAAAGGACCGCUAUGAAAAGGCGCUGGAUGAGUUGAACCGCGCUAAUCCACGCUAUAUGGAAGACAUGGAAGGUGUAUUUGAAACCACUCAAGAUGCAGAGAAAAAUAGGCUAUGCUUUUUCAAAGAGGUCAUGUUGGACAUCCACAAGCACCUGGAUCUCUCCAAUUAUGACAGGUUCAAGGCCUUGUACUCUGAUCUGAGCCACAGCAUAGCUGCAGCCAAUGAUACAGAGGACUUGCGAUGGUGGAGGAACACACAUGGUCCAGGCAUGAGCAUGAAUUGGCCUCAGUUUGAGGAGUGGUCCCCCGAGGCUACACAUUCCAUUGGCAAGAAGGACAGGAACAGCAGGGUGAAUGAUGAGGUCACCCUGACCAACAUCGUACCUGCUGGAGAUGAGACACCACAGGAGACCAGAGCUGUGAAAGACUAUUCCUCUGAGUGGUCUGAUGAGGAAAGCCCCAAGAAGUUUAUUGCAACAAAUGGAGUGGAAGAGGAGGAAGAUAAAGUGGUGGCCGUGCGUGUGAGAGCACUGUAUGAUUACACAGGGCAAGAGGCUGAUGAACUGAGCUUUAAAUCAGGUGAACAGUUGUUGAAACUUGGGGAAGAGGAUGAGCAGGGCUGGUGCAAAGGGCAGCUUGACAAUGGUGAAGUGGGUCUCUACCCUGCUAACUACGUUCAAAAAAUUACAUCCUGACGACAGUAAAACCGUCAUGCCAACACUGUCACCAUUGCUGUCAGUGGCACUGCGGGCAAGGUUUAGGUAAUUGCAAGGUGCAUUGUCCAGGAUUUUAGUCCAUCUCACCUAUGCCAAUUCUUGCCAAUUUUCAUUGAGUAGAAGACAGAAAUGUUCAGUUAUGUACACACGUUUUGCAUUUUUAGAGCUUGAAGCAUAGUGUCGAAUAGCUGUGAAGAAUAUAACUAGCAGGUCUAACUUAUCUUGAAAAAUUACAAAUGCAGUGCCUUUUUCAGUAAGGUUCAAGGUUCAUUACCAGACAUUUAUCAUACGUGCAGAACAAGGAGCUGAAGGGAAGCAGGGACCUUUUGUUCUUGUUGACAUCAACCUACACCUCUGAUAACAAAAUUAUUAGGUGAUGAGUGAAGAUAUGUGGAAUCUGCACACAACAUACAGCUGGGGAAUUUAGAUUACAUGCUACUGGUGUUUCAGUACUGCUACUGCAACCUACAUUUUUUUAAUUAAUUUCACUUGACAUGCUUCUGGCUUCUUUUUCUUUUUCCAGUUUCUUCUCUUCAGUCUUGGUUAAGUGUAUAUCAGUGUGUGUUCAUCAAUAUGCAGUUGCAUAGUUAAAUGUGUACAAGAUGUUUUCUUCAAAUUCCAGCCAGAUGUGUCCAAGGUAUUUUCUGCCCUCUUUUUAUGAAUUAAAUUCAUAUAUGCAUAAAUAUGGCGAUUAAGUGCUUAUGUAUAGUAGGGGUAUUUAGUUUAAUUUGUCACUUUUUUUAACAAAAAGACUUUGGAUUUCAAUAUCAGUUUAAUUAGUGGUUAAAGGGUAUGUGAAGAUAAGAACAAAUAGUAUUCUUUUUCCCUUGUCUUCAGAACUAUUCCUCUCGUCUCCCUCACUGUAAAAUACAGGAAGCUACUGUAACAAGCUAAUGUGUAUAAUUCUAAAUAAACUUUUGAAAUUGUG
This is a messenger RNA of Clupea harengus (Atlantic herring), 2768 nucleotides long. It is a transcript of the gene pacsin3, whose product is annotated as protein kinase C and casein kinase substrate in neurons 3. Gene Ontology annotation, cellular component: plasma membrane; cytoplasm; endosome. Gene Ontology annotation, molecular function: protein binding; phospholipid binding. Gene Ontology annotation, biological process: cytoskeleton organization; plasma membrane tubulation; regulation of endocytosis. NCBI's taxonomy places the organism in Eukaryota, Metazoa, Chordata, Actinopteri, Clupeiformes, Clupeidae. The record is from RefSeq and is a predicted model, not a curated record.